GUGGCAUGGCAACAACGGCGCUGUCCAACACCGCACGAUUUCCCGAACAAAAUGGUGUGCUGAUAUAUUGUGAUUAAACCCCGAUUUCUGUCGUCCCCAAAGCGCCGUUCGAGAAUGUUUUGAGCCAGCUGCAGUUGAGAGCACCCCCGCCAACGAGAAGAGUCGAAAAGUGCAUAGAAAGCACCGAAAUCCGAACAUUAAGCCAACCAUUUUUUUUAACCAGUGUCGUAGUGUCCAUCGUGUGCGUUGGUGUUGGUGCGUGUGUGCGUGCGUGUGCGUCGCCCGGUGUGUUUGUGUGAGUGUUCCGUCGGAAUCGCGAAAUCGAGAAUAUAGAAAGAUGUGCUCCAUUCGCUGGUGGUGGUGAGCUAUAGCAGAGGCUAUAUAGCGAAACCGACGGGCGAGUAGUCCCCGCAACCCAAAAAUCCAGAUCAAAUCCAAAUCCCAGCCUCCGCAGCACAAGAAUUUCGACCCAUUGAAAAGAGCCCCACAACAAGAGCCACAAAAAUGCAACCCUCCCCGCUGCACUACUCGACGAUGCGGCCCCAGGCGCCCGGAUCGCUGGUCGAUCCCAACGAGGACGAGCUGCGCAUGGCGCCGUGGUACUGGGGCCGGAUAUCGCGGGAGGAGGCCAAGGGCAUCCUGCACGGAAAGCCCGACGGCAGCUUCCUGGUGCGCGACGCCCUCUCCAAGAAGGGCGAGUACACGCUGACCCUGAUGAAGGACGGCAGCGAGAAGCUGAUCAAGAUCUGCCACAUGGACCGCAAGUACGGGUUCAUCGAGAAGAACCUCUUCAACUCGGUGGUGGAGAUGGUCAACUACUACAAGGAGAACUCGCUGAGCAUGUACAACAAGACGCUGGACAUCACGCUGAGCAAUCCGAUAGUGCGCACCUGCGAGGACGAGGACUCCCAGCCGCACGGCGACCUCUGUCUGCUGAGCAACGACUUCAUCCGCACCUGCCAGCUGCUGCAGAACCUCGAGCAGAAUCUGGAGCAGAAGCGGAACUCCUUCAACGCGAUCCGGGAGGAGCUGCAGGAGAAGAAGCUGCACCAGAACGUCUUUGGCAACGCGGAGAAGAUAUUCCGCAACCAAAUCAAGCUGAAUGAGUCGUUCAUGAAGGCCCCCGCGGAUGGUGGAGCGUCAGCAGAGGCGGGAGGACCCGCUGACGGAGCCGCAAACGCCGAGUUGGCCAAUGCCAAUGCCCGCCGGAGUCUGCAGGCGAGCAAGCAGACGCUCCUCGACCUGCUCGAGGCGCUGCAGGCCAAGGGACAGGUGCUCAACCAGUACAUGGAGGGCAAGAAGAAGGAGGAGCUGCUGCUCGAGCGACAGAUCAACGCCCUCAAGCCGGAACUGCAGUUGCUGCAGUUGCGCAAGGACAAGUACAUUGAGCGCCUGAAAGGCUUCAACCUCAAGGACGACGAUCUGAAGACGAUCUUCGAGAUGGGUUUCGACAAGUGGCUGCAGCGCCACGAGACGGUCUCCAACCAGCCGCACAGCAACGAAUCCCUCUGGCUGCUGAAGGAUGCCAAGCGCAGGGAUGCCGAGGAGCUGCUCAAGGGUUCGCCGGCGGGCACUUUCCUGAUUCGGGCCAGGGAUGCGGGUCACUACGCGCUGUCCAUUGCCUGCAAGAACACCGUGCAGCACUGCAUUGUCUACGAGACGAACAGCGGCUUCGGAUUCGCCGCCCCCUACAACAUUUAUCCCUCACUGAAGAAGCUGGUGGAGCACUAUGCCAACAAUUCGCUGGAGGAGCACAACGACACGCUGACCACGACGUUGCGCUGGCCCGUCCUGUACUGGAAGCAGAAUCCCCAGCAGAUCCUGACGCAGCUGCAGGAGGAGAUGGACCUGGAGUACGAGCCGGCGUCCACACUGCGGCCGCCGCCGUCGAUGAUGAUGGGCAGCAGUGCUCCCAUUCCGGCGAGUCGGUCAAGGGACCACCACGACCAGGUGGACGGAAUAGAGAUCGGAAGCCUCGAGACGGACACGGCUCCCGCCUCCAUUUCCCCCUCGAACUUCAGCACCUCGCAGUAGGAACAAGCUGAACGAGCCCCUCAACCUCAGGCUAGCUAUCUAUCUCCUCUCUCUAAAUCCAUAAAGCCCUAACUCUCUCUAUCUCUAGAUAUAAACGCGGUUGCGGUCCAAAUAAUAGCACUGC
Molecule: messenger RNA, 2158 nt
Organism: Drosophila takahashii
Lineage: Eukaryota; Metazoa; Arthropoda; Insecta; Diptera; Drosophilidae
Gene: Pi3K21B
Product: phosphatidylinositol 3-kinase regulatory subunit alpha
Biological process (GO): insulin receptor signaling pathway; regulation of GTPase activity; cell migration
Cellular component (GO): cytoplasm; phosphatidylinositol 3-kinase complex
Molecular function (GO): 1-phosphatidylinositol-3-kinase regulator activity; guanyl-nucleotide exchange factor activity
Source: RefSeq, a predicted model, not a curated record